AUGUUGCUCCCUUUCGCGCUGUCUUGUUUGGCCAUCCUUGGCAGCACGACCGCGCAACGCACCAUUCAGUGGUCUUUCGUGCAGAAUGGGACUUCUGGCGUCAUUCCAGUCGAGCUCAUCACCAUUUCGCCCACUCUCAUGUUGAUGUACGACCGCGCGGAUGGUAACCCUCUGCUUUUGCCCAACGGAGAACGCGCAUGGGCCGCAUUCCAAACAGACACAUUCUGCGCUGGCGGGGCCUUUAUUUCGAAUGGCACCCUUGUGAGUGUCGCGGGUCAACCACUUGAACCUGGAGCCCCACCUCCAGGGGAUGGUCGUAUGGGCAUUCGUCUCUUCGGACCUUGCACCUCUCCAACGGGAGCUGGUUGCACAGUAUUUGAAGACCCGGCCAAUAUCCACCUUAAGGUGCUAAGAUGGUAUCCUACGGGUCUACGGCUUCCUGACGGCAGUCUUAUGAUAAUCGGAGGGAGCAAUACCAACACCUUCUAUAAUAAUGCCCCAACCGCGGUUGACUCUAUUGAGUUUUUCCCAAGCAAAGAGGACACUGUGCGACCCAGCCAGUUCCUGCUCGAUGCCCAGCCCGUCAACAUGUUCCCAAGAUCAGUCGUGCUCCCAUCUGGCCACGUCUUUGUUGCAGCCAACAACAUUUCCAUGCUCUACGAUGUGGAGUCUAACACCGAGUUGGCUCGCCUGCCUGAGAUCCCUAACGGUGUCAGAAUCGCCAAUCCAUUUGACGGCUCGCUUCAGCUGCUGCCACUUACUCCUCCGCUUUACGAGCCAACUGUUCUUGUGUGUGGUGGUAGCGCAACAGACGACCGCAGACCCACCAGCAAUCUCACCAACCUCGACCCGACGACCAACCAGUGCUCGCGAAUUACGCUGACUCCGACAGGAAUAGCGCGUGGGUGGCAAGUCGAGCUGAUGCCCGAGCGACGGAUCCUGACCGAAAGCGUGCUUCUCCCAAACGGCGAUGUCAUUUUCAUCAAUGGAGGGCACACGGGGUAUUCUGGUUACCCGAGCGUCAGCAAUGCGAAUGCGACGCUGUCUAAUGCGGCAAAUCCUGCCAUGCGCCCCAUACUUUACAGAACGAGCCUUGCAACGAAUAGGAUUACCCAGGAGGGUCUACCGUCCAGCAACAUCGCGCGAAUGUAUCACUCGGUCGCAAGUAUCACUGCGAAAGGGAAUAUAAUGGUCGCAGGAUCGAAUCCCAAUCCGGCAGUUAUUCCUCCAGGAACCAUUCCAUUCCCCACGGAAUUCCGAGUCGAGUAUUUGAACCCGGAUUUUAUCACAAACAACGCGCCGCGGCCAGUCAUCCAGAGCGCGCCAACACACCUCUUGUUUAACCAACGCGCGACGAUGAAGGUCACCAUUCCGCGAAGUCUGUCGUCGAACACCCUGCAAGUUUCUCUGAUGGACCUGGGCUACGUGACGCAUGCUCAACACGCCAAUUCGCGCCUUGUUGUUCUCGAACAUACCCUUGUUGGCAAUACUCUGACCAUAACCGGCCCUCCUAAUGCGAACAUCUUCCCGCCUGCACCGGCGUGGAUUUUCCUGGUUGCGGAUGGAGUGUGGAGUGAGGGACUUCAGUUGAUGGUGGGCGAUGGCGGCAAUCCACCUCGGCCGGCCAGUGCGCAGGGCAUUAAAAUCCCAACGAACAGUAUUUGA
Mycena indigotica is the source of this 1665-nucleotide messenger RNA. RefSeq lists its product as uncharacterized. The coding region runs from base 1 to 1665 and encodes 554 amino acids. The transcript has 7 exons. The record is from RefSeq and is a predicted model, not a curated record. NCBI's taxonomy places the organism in Eukaryota, Fungi, Basidiomycota, Agaricomycetes, Agaricales, Mycenaceae.